AUGCCGGGCGAAGUGCCUAGGAGAGGACUUCCAACACGGAGCCAGGUGGAGGGCGGGGAAAGAGUGGGCACGGGUGAGGGGGCGCUGCAGGUGGAGGUGAAGCUUGCCAAGGGCACAGCAGGUCUGAAGGCUGUGGCACGGGGCUUCCACGAGUCCUUGAAGCUGAUAGGCGCGUCCCUUCAGUGUCAAAGGUUUCACACCGCUGGGAGUCACUCCAAGGGUCGGACCGGUGCUGAGCACCUGUGGCUGACACGGCAUUUGAAGGACCCAUUUGUGAAGGCCGCGAAGGUGGAGAGUUACCGGUGCCGAAGUGCCUUCAAGCUCCUGGAGGUGGAUGAGAGGCACCGGAUCCUGCGGCCUGGCCUCCGGGUGCUAGACUGUGGGGCGGCCCCCGGGUCAUGGAGCCAGGUGGCUGUGCAGAGGGUCAAUGCUGCGGGCACAGAUCUCGGUGCUCCUGUUGGCUUUGUGCUCGGGGUAGAUCUUCUUCACAUAUUCCCCCUGGAGGGAGCAACUUUUCUGUGCCCGGCUGAUGUGACUGACCCGAGAAUCCUCCAGAGAAUCCGAGAACUGCUUCCUGGAGGGAGAGCAGAUGUGAUUCUGAGUGACAUGGCACCCAGCGCCACAGGGAUCCGGAGCCUGGAUCAUGACAGGCUCCUUGGCUUGUGCUCCUCCCUUCUGGACCUGGCUCCAGAUGUCCUGCACCCUGGCGGAACAUUCCUCUGCAAAACGUGGGCUGGAAGUCAAAGCCUGGCGUUCCAGAAGCGGCUGACAGAGCAGUUCCAGAGCGCCAGGACGGUGAAACCCAGAGCCAGCAGGAAGGAGUCGUCAGAGGUGUACCUCUUGGCCACACAGUACCGAAGAGGAAAGGAGUUUGCGGAGGACUGA
Messenger RNA from Odobenus rosmarus divergens (Pacific walrus), 885 nucleotides. RefSeq names its product FtsJ RNA methyltransferase homolog 2 (E. coli) (gene MRM2). The transcript has 3 exons. Gene Ontology annotation, molecular function: rRNA (uridine-2'-O-ribose)-methyltransferase activity. Gene Ontology annotation, biological process: RNA methylation. Lineage: Eukaryota; Metazoa; Chordata; Mammalia; Carnivora; Odobenidae. The record is from RefSeq and is a predicted model, not a curated record. The coding region runs from base 1 to 885 and encodes 294 amino acids. Gene Ontology annotation, cellular component: mitochondrion.